Trachemys scripta elegans is the source of this 4037-nucleotide messenger RNA. Its product is annotated as ectonucleoside triphosphate diphosphohydrolase 8-like. Lineage: Eukaryota; Metazoa; Chordata; Testudines; Emydidae. Gene Ontology annotation, cellular component: plasma membrane. Gene Ontology annotation, molecular function: GDP phosphatase activity; UDP phosphatase activity. The transcript has 9 exons. Bases 582 to 1964 code for a protein of 460 amino acids. Gene Ontology annotation, biological process: nucleoside diphosphate catabolic process. The record is from RefSeq and is a predicted model, not a curated record.
CAGAUUGGUGCAGCAAUGUUAGGGCAGGAUGCCAGGUGCCUUCUUGCGGUGGCUGCAGCUUCAGGAAUAGCUACCCUCAUCCUCAUCCUUGUUCAAGUGAAGGACGUUUAUCUGCCUGCAAAAACCAAGAUCUCAUGAGCAUCUUGUAUGUUUCCUCUCCUCUGUCCUUCUUCCCAGGGUUUCAUGUUCCUUCCCUGUUGUCUCUUUCAUUCUUACUUUUCUAAGACUGUUGCAAAACUACCACUUCCUGAUUUCCCAGCCUCCGAUAGCUGAUAGCCGGUGAACAGCCCCACAGGUUUGAGCCAUUCCACAUGUGUCUCCAACUCCUGAGAGCUCUGUGAAUGUCACUGCAGGGGCGUGAGACUUGUUGUUUCACACCUCACUUCCCUUUCCAUCUCGGAACUUUAUCUAACUGUAAAACCCAAGGAAUAGAAACAAAGGCCUGGUUAAAGCCGGGCUGGAAGGUCAAGCCUGAAAGUGCAAUUCUUUGGAUGCAAGAGCUGAGAGCACAUACAGCAGCCCUUGUGCAGCUGUGAGCUCUGUGACCUCAUCUUCCCUCCCGGCUCCCCCUUCAGUAUGGGAUGGUGUUUGAUGCCGGCUCCUCGCACACGGCUCUCUACAUCUACAAGUGGCCAGCGGAUAAAGAGAACGGCACCGGCAUCGUCAGCCAGGCUGAGGCCUGCACCGUGCAAGGACCUGGGAUCUCCAGUUACGCUGACAACCCCACUAGGGCCGGAGCCUGCCUGAGGGCCUGUCUGGACAAGGCCAUGACGAUCAUCCCUGUGGAGCAACAGAGAGAAACGCCCACCUACCUCGGCGCUACUGCGGGCAUGCGGCUGCUGAGGGAGCAGAACAGCACAAAAGCCGACCUGGUCUUUGCAGAGGUCUCCAAGACCAUCCGGCAGUACCCUGUAGAUUUCCGUGGCGCUCGGAUCCUCACUGGGAAUGAGGAAGGAUCCUUUGGCUGGAUCACAAUCAACUACCUGCUGGAGACGCUCGUCAAGUUCUCUUUCACAGGGACGUGGAUACACCCUGAGGCAGCUGCAGUUGUGGGAGCACUGGACCUUGGAGGAGCCUCGACCCAGAUAACCUUUCACCCUGGUCGGGCCAUUGAGGACAACAACACCGAAGUCCUCUUCUGGCUGUAUGGGACCAACUACUCGCUUUAUACCCACAGCUACCUUUGCUACGGGGAAAACCAAGCCUUGAAGAAGCUGAUUGCAUCCCUCAGAGAGGAGAACCUCACCUCUCAGCAGAUCUCCCACCCGUGCUACCCUAGGGGAUAUGAGGAGAACAUCACUGCCGCUGCCCUGUAUGACAGUCCCUGCAUCCCGGCACCAGCUGCACACGACCCCAGCCAGAUCCUCACGGUGCGGGGGACAGGAGCCCCAGCGGAGUGCAGGAAUGCCGUCCAGAAACUCUUCAACUUCACAGCCUGUGGGGCCAACAGGACGUGCGGGUUCAACGGGGUCUACCAGCCACCGGAGCAUGGGCAGUUCUUCGCCUUUUCCGGAUUUUAUUCAGUCUUCCACUUUCUGAACCUGACCAGCGGGUAUCCCUUGAGUGACGUCAGUGCCACCAUCGAGCACUUCUGUGCUAAGGACUGGAAGGAGGUGCAGAUGGUGGAUCCUGGCAGGAACAAGACCCGCCUGCAGGAUUACUGCGCUGCCAGCACCUACAUUCUCACCCUCCUGCUGCAAGGCUACAAGUUUGACAACGAGACAUGGAGCAACAUCCAUUUCCACUGGCAGGUGGCUGCUGUGGAUGUGGGCUGGAGCCUGGGCUACAUGCUGAACCUCACCAACACGAUCCCCUUGGAGGCUCCCAACCGAGUGAAGGGGCAGCGGCCUGACCUGUGGGCAGCGGCUGUGGUCACCACCUGCCUCAUGCUGGCCAUGAUCCUGUGGACAGGCCUGGCUCUGUGCUAUCAGUGGCCCCUUGCCACCUAUGAGACUAUGCUGUAGCUGGCCAGUGCUCCUCAGGCUGGGGCCCUGCUGCCAUCAGGAGUCACACGAGGCUUUCCCCAGACAUCAUGCAGUCCUGUGUGUUAGACGUUUGUGGCCUUACAACCCAGUGCCCCUACUUGCAGCUGGAGGCAGGGUCUGGGAGAGAAACCCCUCCCCAGGGAGGGUAGGAACAUUGGGUUUGAAGGACAAAUGGCAUCUCUUGGCAAAUUGGUGACACUUUUCAGUCUAAUCUCAGCCCUGUGAGCUGUGCUGGCUUCCUGCUCUCCCCCCAGCCCCCUUUCCAGUCAGCAAGUCCUGCUGUGCAAACAGAGUCUAUCCUGAGGAGGUGCUGCUGCCUCCUGCAGAGCCCAGUUGGGGUGGUGUGUGUGUGUGCGCGCGCGCCAUGGCCUACUGGAUCUGGGGUGCAGGGGAAGUUGGGGCUGGUGAGGCAGGAAGCAUUGGCUAGAGUGCCAGGAGACUCCAGGGCAAGGCGGAGGGAAUGGGAGUGUGAGUCUCCUCCUGGUCCAGGGAGCACCGGCUGAUAUAUUUGGAAGUGCCUGGAUGCAGGGGCAGCUGCAGCAGCUCUGCAGGGGCAGGGACUUGCCCUUUUGUGGUCACUAACAAAGGGCUGGUUGUGGCACACGGGGUGUUGGUUACAGCCUGGGUGUUUGGGCCAGGCUCCAGACACUGCCCUGGCUCAGGGUUACAAAAAGAGUGGUCAGACUCUUUUUACCCUCGCUUAUACAUGUGUAAGGGAGAGAGGAGAGGCAGGCACAGGUGCCACAUGGGAAAGCCACCCUGGUAUGUGAGGCUGCAAGUUGUGGGUUGCUGUGGGCGUUGCACAAAGAACUCAAUUUCCCAUCAAACCCAGACUGGGUGCCUCUUCCCAAGCUGAUCAUUGUGCCACCUUGUGAUUGGCUUUCAGCCUACCUGUGACAGGCCCUGCUAAAGUGAGUGCCCAGCCCAGCUCCCUCUCAGGAUAAGUGAGUGCCCAAGCAGCAGGACAUGAGUUAAUUACCACCUGGAUCUUCUAAAGGGUUAUGGGGGCUCAGGCAGGUAACAACACCCAGAAGAGGCCCCUGGAGAAAGAACUCCUCAGGGCAGCAGGCUAGGAAUCUACCCCUGGUGGCCUGUCCUAGGGAACAGGGGUGCUGGGGAGAGGAAGCACAGCGGGAAAGGAAGCCAAGAAUAGGGUUGGCAGUUUAGAUGAACAUGUUCCUGGAGGUUUCAUCACAGACAUAAUCUUUAAUUACCAAUGAAUCAUGAUUUUCUGGACACUCAACAAUCCUGGAGGGUUGGCAGCCUGAACCAAGGAAGAGUAUUCCUGGUGUGAAAGGCUCCAAAAGCAAAGGGGUAUGAAUGCCAAGUCUCAUUGAAACCUUGUCUCCAUAGAAGGACUUCACCAGGUAGCAGUAGGCUCCCCAGCUGAGAGGAAUUAGAUGCUGCUCUGAGGAAACCAGGGGCAUUGUGGUUUAACUGCUAUGUGGCCCUUGACCCAAGAGGACCGAGACCCUUCCUGAGCUGAUGACAAGUGGCCCUGACUCCAGAAGAGGGCUCUGAAUCAUGAGGGACUCACUAGUCAGGGACCUGGACAUAAGUGGAAUUGUUGGACUAAAAUUAAUGCAGCCUCUUCCUGCACCUUAGGAUACUGGGUGGAGGCCUAUUUGGGUAAUGGUUUGCCUUUGGGUUAGAUUAAACUAGACCCCUGAAGGGACACUGUUCACUAUACAUCAAUCUCUUUAGCCUUAUUGAAAGUCCAUUAGGGGAAACUGAGGCAGGGAUGUAAUUAUGGCUCUGCAGAGGGUGGGGGGGCCACAAGUUUGAGGGCCCCCAGUACAUACUUCCAAAUAACUCACUAAACAUGCUUGUAAAUAAAAUGAAAAUCCUGUGCUCGCCAGUUCUUUCUGGGUACCCUCAACACGCUCACAAGCACAAACGCUGAGGGGCUGCAGCAUGUGGCUACUGCCCGACAGGCAGCCGGAGAUACAGCAUUCCAAAGCCCUGGCAAUUCCAGGCGUUUGCAUGCGGAGUUGAACCUCUGAACAAUGCAGUGGAGGUGGAUGUAGCUUGUAAACAACUGUGCCAACUGGA